Molecule: messenger RNA, 621 nt
Organism: Penicillium lagena
Lineage: Eukaryota; Fungi; Ascomycota; Eurotiomycetes; Eurotiales; Aspergillaceae
Product: mitochondrial 54S ribosomal protein mL61
Exons: 2
Coding region: 1-621 (206 amino acids)
Cellular component (GO): mitochondrion
Molecular function (GO): structural constituent of ribosome
Source: RefSeq, a predicted model, not a curated record
AUGGUGAACCUAUUCAGGCGGAUGCGGAAGCUCAAUGCUAUCCUCGACAUCCGCGCCGGCACCGGAGCCGCCAUCCUCCCCAACCUCACAUCCGCCACAAAAGAAUUCCCCGCCGUGACGCGGCUGCACCUGACAUACGCGCAAAAGAUCUACCAAGGCCACGCCGGCGCGCGACAUUUCUGGCGCAAAUGCAUGCCACGUCUGAAAUACCACAACCCGGGCAUCUCGAUGACGGUGCGCCAAACACAAGACCAAGAAGUACCCGCCACAUUGACGAUCUACUUUGCCGAGCGGAUCAGCAGCACGGCCAACGCGCUGGUUGGCUCGACAGCCCUAACCGAUGCCCAUGCACCGCCACCUGAAAAGGCUGAGAAGACGGCUGUGAUGAACCUCAAGGAUCUCUCCUGGACGGAUAUCUGGACGCGCGUGCAGGCUGCGACGGGGGUACAGGAGAUUGCGACUACGUCUGAGGAUGCGGAGGCAUUGAAAAAAUUGGAGGAGAUGCGGAUUAAGGGGGAGAAGGAUAAGGUGCGCGUGCAGAGUAUGCGGCAAGCGAAGAAGGAUCAGGAGCGAAUGCUUGCUGAGGCGAGGGGUGAGGUUGAGAAGCUCAAGCAGACCUAA